This is a messenger RNA of Oryzias latipes (Japanese medaka), 2303 nucleotides long. RefSeq names its product actin related protein 5 (gene actr5). The record is from RefSeq and is a predicted model, not a curated record. Lineage: Eukaryota; Metazoa; Chordata; Actinopteri; Beloniformes; Adrianichthyidae.
AGACGUUAUUUUCCGCCUUUUUCUAUCUGUUCCACAAGUCAAAAUUUCCCAAUAAGUUUUAACAAUAUUUACGAAAUAUCCUCUGUUUUAUAAACUAAAUGCAAAAAUUACGUUCAUUAAAUUUUGUUUUGAUUGCACAAUUAGUUCUUAAUAUUUAUCUUUAUUAAUUUACUUCCCAUCUCACAGUCCAACAGUGUGGAAUCAUAAAUCGAUGGCACCAAGUGUAUAGUCGGACUUAUUUUGUAGUGACACCAAUUAAAAAUGGCCGCUCAAGACGCGCCGGUUUGUCAAAUUAUUUCGUUUCAUGACAGUAAAACGUCUCCAGACCCGUUUUUUGAACUUUCCCCACAAUGCUUGAACCCAACACCGGCUCCGAUAGUGAUAGACAAUGGUUCCUUCCAGACCCGGGCCGGUUGGGCCGCUUCAGCCGCCGAGUUGAGCUCUCUCCUGCUGCAGUUCAGGUCGGUGGCAGCGCGCAGCAGAGGAGCAGCCCGCAGCGAAACCCAGAUCGGUAACGAUAUACCGAACCUGGAGCCGCUGCGGUGGCUUCUGAAGAGUCAGUUUGAUCGGAACGUGGUAGUAAACUUCGAAAUCCAGGAACUCAUCUUUGAUUAUAUCUUUACACACCUCGGAAUCAAUUCGGAGGGCAGUGUUAAACAUCCCAUCGUGCUGACGGAGGCGCCCUGCAACCCGCUGCACUGUCGCCAGAUGAUGUCGGAGCUGCUGUUUGAGUGUUACAGCGUCCCAUAUGUUUCUUAUGGGGUGGACGGGUUGUACAGUUUUUACCACAAUAACGCUCUGAGAAAACAGCAGCCUCCGCAUACUGGCAUCAUUCUGUCUUCUGGAUACCACUGCUCACACAUCCUGCCAGUUAUCAAUAGCAGGCUGGAUGCUGUAAACUGCAAACGUGUGAAUGUGGCUGGAAGUCAGGCGUCGUCGUACCUGCAGCGCCUCCUGCAGCUGAAAUACCCUGGUCAUCUGUCUUCCAUCACACUGAGCCGUAUGGAGGAACUGCUGCACGAACAUAGUUACACCGCAGUGGACUAUCAUGAAGAGAUGGAGAAGUGGCGCAGCCCCGAGUUUUACGAGCGGGAAGUUCAUCGCAUGCAGCUAUCUUUUUCAGGGAAGCUGCCAAGCGGCUGUGUGACGGCAGAGGAGCGGCAGGAAAGGCGAGCACAGCAGCUUCGACGACUUCAGGAGAUCAAUGCCCGCCGCCGAGAGGAGAGGCUACAGCAGGACCAAGAGAGACUAGACAGGCUUCUAGCAGUUCAAGAGCUGUGGGAGGAUGGCCUGUUGGAUCAGUUUCACAGGAGUCUUGUGGAACUCAACAUGGACUCAGCUGAGGAGCUGCAGUCAUAUAUCAAGAAGUUGCAGCUUGCUGUUGAGCAGGGAAGGCAGAAACUGCUGCACAGCGAUGGGGUAGAAGGAAAGACAGAGGGUUUGGAGUUCGAGCAGCCGAUGGAUGAAGGAGACGGAGUGGCACUGAUGGAUUCUGACUUCUUUGAAGACAUGCUGCCACAAAAAUCUAAUAUGGCUCAGCCUUCAUUCAACAUGGCAGAGUACCACCAGCUUUUUGUGGGAACGGAGCGUUUGCGCUGCCCAGAGAUACUGUUUCAGCCUUCGCUGAUCGGAGAGGAGCAGAUGGGGCUGAUGGAAACACUACAAUAUGUAUUGGCCAGGUACACACCUGAGCAGCAGGAAGCACUGGUGAGCAACGUGUUUCUGACAGGAGGGAACAUCCAAUACCCCGGCAUGAAGGAGAGAAUCGAGAGAGAGCUUCUGGCAAUGAGGCCUUUCCAGUCUCACUUCAAGGUAACUAUGGCAUCUCGGCCAGCUCUGGACGCGUGGUACGGAGCACGGGAUUGGGCAUUGGAGCAUCCACCUGGAGAGGCAUUAGAAGGUUGGAUCAGCAGACAGGACUACGAAGAGAAAGGCGGAGAGUAUCUGAGCGAGCAUUGUGCCUCCAACAUAUUUAUUCCCAUGAAAAUUGCCAAACCAGUUCCUGCUCGCUCUGCUGAGCCCUCUGUCACUGCUCAGACAUCUACAGGAGCCUCAGCUGCCAUCACAACAGUCACAUCCUCACUGGAUCCUUCCUCCGCCAGUCUUUCUGCUGAUGUUACCAUGGUUACCUCCUAGAAAAACAGUGUCCUGCUGUUCAUUCAGUUCUUGAAACUAUAGUUUACUGUUUACUCUUAUGCUCCCAUUCAUUCAGAAAUAAUGUUAAUAUACUGAGAUUUUUUGUUUGUUUUCUGCACUGGUUCAAAUUUAAACAUAAAUAAAGACAAUGUAUUGGUUAGAAUGUA